Solanum tuberosum (potato) is the source of this 342-nucleotide messenger RNA. RefSeq lists its product as uncharacterized. The transcript has a single exon. NCBI's taxonomy places the organism in Eukaryota, Viridiplantae, Streptophyta, Magnoliopsida, Solanales, Solanaceae. The record is from RefSeq and is a predicted model, not a curated record. The coding region runs from base 1 to 342 and encodes 113 amino acids.
AUGAAUGAGGCGAAGGAAAUGGAAAUCCUCUUCAAACCAACUAGUGGAGGAAAAAGUAUUGAUGAACUUGAUGCUAGAGAAAUGAAAGGUUUGUUAAAGGUGUUUGUUGCAAAAAUGGCUAAACUUGAUGAAAGAAAGAAAGAACUAAACCAGCCUCCAAAUCCUCCAUCCAACAAAGAAAAUAUUACCUUAUCAGCAAGUCCAAUGGAAGAGUCAUUCAAUGACCCGUGGUUUAUUCAGACUAUAACUACAUUAGGGGAUGGAAGCGGUAUAGAGCCUGCACCAAAAGAAGACAAUGACGUCAAUGUUGAAGAUGAUGGACAUUCCAAUGACCUCGAUUGA